AGAUUAACCUGAGGAUAUCAAACUGCCGAUUGCAUUUUGUGUUAAAUAAUUAUUAUUGAAUAUACAAAACAUUAAUAUUAACAAAAAUGGUUGAAGCACAGAAGUACAGACUCGAGCAGGAGAUGACAAAUCUCGUCAAUGAAUUAGAUAGAAGUUAUUUAAGAAAAAUGCAAGGUGAUAUGCACAGAUGUGCAUCGAAGUGUUGUGAUGAUCAGCAGUCUUCGUUAGAGAGAGUGCACGGCUGUAUAGAGAACUGUACUACACCACUUAACCAAGCUAAUAAUUAUGUUCAGAAAGAAAUCAACCACCUCCAAAACAGACUACAGCGCUGUGUCAUGGACUGUAACGACUCAGCAAGAGACAGGCUGGGCCCCGAUCCCAGCCAAGAAAAAAUCGACAAAUGUACGAUAGAUUUUGAGCAAUGUGCAGUGAAAUGCGUGGACAAGCACAUAGGUUUGAUUCCCGGCAUGAUGAAAUCGAUGAAAAAGGUGCUGGCGAGCGGCAAACCACCUCCAGCGAGCAGUGAAUGAAAUUCAAAUUUCGAACAUUAUAGAUUGUAAUUGAACUUAAGAUAUCAAGAAUAUACUAAUGUGUCAUAAAAUGGUGUUAGAACUAAUAGUAAAAAAAAAAAACAAAUUUCAAAAAGCCACUUUCGUUAAAAUUUAUUAUUUACGUUUAGUUGCAUUUAUAAAACCAAGUUGAACAUAUUAUGCAACGUAAGCGAGAGUUCUCAGUUCAACUAAAAAAUCGAUCAGCAUUUAUUUUCAAUUAUUUUAAACUUAUUACUAUGAAAUGUUUUUUUACUCUAUUCAAAGGAUUUAAAAAAAAUAAUAAUAAUAUUGUGGUAGGAUUAUUAACUUCAGAAUUAUUUUCCGCCUCCGUGUGAAAAUAAUUAAUUUUGUUUUACCACUGUGACUUUAUAGAGGUACUUUGCAAAAAGGCAUCGUAUACUGUUGCCAGUGAACAAAAAUAUUUUCCAGUUAACGAGUUAUUUUGAAAUAAGGGUCUUCCCGCGAAUGAGCCUUACAUUUAAUUACUCGUUAUAAAAAAAAUCUUCACAUUUAAUCACAAUACAAAUACUUAAAUGUAUAUUAUUUUUAUCUAUAAAAUAUGAAUACUUCUACUGGUAGUGAUUAAAUUAAUUUACUUUACACUUAUAAAUUAUGUCAAACUAUAAUGCAGAUAAUAUACGUGAUACUAGAUAAUGAAUACCACAGAUUAUUAAAGAUCUCGAUCUAUUAUAUCGCGUCGAUUUGAUGUCGAAGUUGGUUAUUUGUCUUUAAUCUUGCGUUGCAAUAGGUUAUAACUAAGUUUGACAUUUUGACAACAUGUGAGACGCCAUUUGUCAAUACGUCAAUUUAACUCUACAAAAAGUUAAAAGGAGGUUGGAAAUUCAAUCCUUAACAAAAGCCGAUACUAACAAUAUGUAAACGAAAGAUAUAAAUAUGCGUAAACAUAACAUUUUAAAUUUACUUACGCUUUGUAUAUUUUUUAAAUAACGUAAAAAUUCCCGUACAAUGAUAACACAGUAACCUCACUGUUCUAAAUAAUUAUCGCUUAUGUGUUGUAUGUAUCUAAAACAUAAAUUAUAAGGCCUUUUUAAUUCAGUAACUCGUUUUAGUACUGUAAACUAAGUGUAUUGAUCACGGACUAUGGCGUAGUCGAAAUAUUUUGUUCGUCAAUCUUCAACCGACGAGAUAUUUUGCUCGGGGCAGACACAAACCAACUCUAUAUAACUUAGAUAUUGUUAUAGAAUCGUUCGUCAACAAGAUAUUUAUGGUUAUUUUGUAACAUAGUUUAUAAGAAAUUUGUUGGGAUAUUAGAGUUUGUACAGCGUAGUUAUUAGUUUAGUUUGUUCUGAAUAA
Molecule: messenger RNA, 1865 nt
Organism: Nymphalis io (European peacock)
Lineage: Eukaryota; Metazoa; Arthropoda; Insecta; Lepidoptera; Nymphalidae
Product: protein FAM136A
Exons: 4
Coding region: 87-530 (147 amino acids)
Cellular component (GO): cytoplasm
Source: RefSeq, a predicted model, not a curated record